Messenger RNA from Cynara cardunculus var. scolymus (artichoke), 1236 nucleotides. Its product is annotated as 3-hydroxyisobutyryl-CoA hydrolase 1-like. Gene Ontology annotation, molecular function: 3-hydroxyisobutyryl-CoA hydrolase activity. The record is from RefSeq and is a predicted model, not a curated record. NCBI's taxonomy places the organism in Eukaryota, Viridiplantae, Streptophyta, Magnoliopsida, Asterales, Asteraceae. The transcript is spliced from 13 exons. Gene Ontology annotation, biological process: L-valine catabolic process. The coding region runs from base 1 to 1236 and encodes 411 amino acids.
AUGUCAAGGCUCAAGCCGUGGGUCAAGGGUCCGUGUGAGUCGAGUCAGCAACAAGGGGAAGGGGUCUCAAGGGCGAAGGACGUAGGCGAAGCCGAAGACGAUGGCGUAAUUUGUGAAGAAAUAUGUGGUGGGAUGAAAGUGAUAUUAAACAGACCCCAGAAAUUGAAUUCUCUAAACUACCAACUUAUUUUACAGUUGUUAAAGAUGUUUGAAGCAUAUGAGAAGGACCCAACAAUCAGUUUCGUGAUAUUAAAGGGAAAUGGAAGAGCGUUUUGUGCGGGUGGGGAUGUUACGGCUCUGAUGACACUCACAAAUGCAGGGCAUUGGAGCGUUGGUGCAAACUUCUUUCAGAAGCAAUAUAGUCUAGACUACUUGCUCGGGACCUAUAGGAUUCCGUUGAUCGCUAUUAUAAAUGGAAUCGUGAUGGGGGGAGGAGCAGGAUUAUCGAUGAAUGCAACAUUUAGAAUCGUCACUGAGAAUACAUUAUUUGCAAUGCCGGAAGCAUCAAUAGGAUGUAUUCCGGAUGUUGGUGCGUCUAAUUUCCUAUCGCGACUUCCUGGUUAUUUCGGCGAAUAUGUAGCACUCACCCAAGUACGACUAAAUGGGAUUGAAAUGGUUGAAUGUGGUCUUGCAACUCACCUUGUACUCUCAAAGGAUUUAGCUUCAAUGGAGAAUGAACUUAGCAUGAUGGCUUCAUCUGAUGCAAGAAACAUACCAACACUAAUUUCUGAGAUUAUUGUCAAAUAUGCAAAUUGGGAAAGAGAAAGCAUUAAACUAGAGAAUGUAUAUUCAAGGCUGGAUAUUAUCAACAAAUGUUUUUCAAGAGAGACUGUAGAAGAUAUAUUGUCAUCACUGGAGAAUUUUGAGGCGUGUAGACAUGAAAAAUGGAUUCCUGAUGCAAUAAAAUCAAUAAAAUCGGCUUCUCCAUUGUGUGUAAAACUCACGUUAAAACUGAUUAGAGAAGGGCGAUUGCAAAAACUUGACGAAUGCCUUGCUCGUGAACAUCUUGUUGUCAGUCAUCUUCUACGAAGAACCGUGAAUGAUGAUUUUUACGAGGGUCCUAGAGCAGUGCUAAUCGAUAAAGAUAAGAAACCGAAGUGGUCGCCGUCGAAACUAGCACUCGUGGAUCAAGAAAUGCUAAGCAAAUGUUUCUCCAUGAUUGAUGAUGAAGAUUGGCAGCCAUUAAAACUACUUGCAAGAACAAACCCUAACCACGUUAUAUUGUCAAGAAUCUAG